AUGGUAUGCAAGCUCAAGAAAGCGAUUUACGUUACGGCCCCUGACAAGCUAAAGCAGGCACCAAGAGCUAAGAAGGGGCCUGGUUCAGCUGGAGCUGGUGAAUUCAAUGAUAGAUUCUUUAGCCAAAAGGCGGGUGGCAUUUUCCGGAGUAAGCUAAGGUAUCUUAUUACGUUUAUAGUGUUCCAUCCCCGCUGA
Molecule: messenger RNA, 195 nt
Organism: Prunus armeniaca (apricot)
Lineage: Eukaryota; Viridiplantae; Streptophyta; Magnoliopsida; Rosales; Rosaceae
Source: the annotation of a GenBank genome assembly